Molecule: messenger RNA, 1802 nt
Organism: Xenopus tropicalis (tropical clawed frog)
Lineage: Eukaryota; Metazoa; Chordata; Amphibia; Anura; Pipidae
Exons: 4
Coding region: 79-1395 (438 amino acids)
Source: RefSeq, a predicted model, not a curated record
CUUACAGUAAGUCUCAAGUUCACAUAUAAAAGGUAAAGAAAGUGGCACAGUGUGUGUGUGUGUGAACUGAAACUGGAGAUGGAGCAGCGCUUAACAACCUCAUCACAGGCUAAACCCAAGGAGGCCAAUCAGGGAGAGCAGCAAGAUGAUGUCUCAGGAAUCGUUUUGUUUACAGUCUCUGAUGAUGGCACCGUCAGAAUUGGGAGACCGCCAAAAAACUAUUUGGAUUCCUACUAUGACCGAGCCAUUACUGCAGGAAAGCUCAGCCAUGCCGACCAUGUUGCCUUUCACCCAGGCGGGGAUAUGUACGUCAUCUCGGGUUCCAAUCUCUACCAGGGGUCUAUGCCAUCUGAGCAGGGCAAAAGCUGGAUAUCCCCAGACAGACAAGUAGGGAAAGGCGAAUGGGAUCAAUAUAAAUUUCUGUUGUUCCACCCAAACGGGGAUCUAUAUGCAGUCACAAAGAGCGGCCAUUUAUACAAGGGCCCGGCGCCAAAUAAUGAAAAUAUCUCCUGGGGUUACGAACAAGCUACAAAGAUUGGCGAUCGCAUAUGGAACGAUUUUUCUGCUUAUUUUUUCGAUCCAGAGGGAAUGUUGUAUGUGGUGACUCCCUCGGGCGACCUUCGCAAAAGAAGCCCUCCAACCAGCGCGUCUGAUGAUUGGCUUGGCACAAGUUCAAUAGUCGGCCAGGGAAGCUGGAAAGAUUAUACCCAUUUUAUACGUUUUACCCCCGAUGGGUACCUAUGGUGCGUAGAGAAUAGUAACGGAUACAUUUACAGAGGGCUGCCUCCGGCCAACAGAGGGAGUCGAUAUGUGGAUAAGGCUGAAAAGUUGGGGUGCCACUAUCAUCAGUUUCACUUCACCAACUUCACAAGGGAUAAAACUAUUAAGAGUAUUUUGGGCUUUGACUUCCUUAUUGAUUCCGCCAAAACCCUUUCCCAGAGCAUCGAGGUGGUGGAGAAGCAAGUCUACAAUAACGCAAGGAGCACCACACCAUUAAAGUCCACAUUCUCAUUCAAUAAAACCAUAAAGGAAGUGAGUGAAUUUACCCACGAGCAUGGAUUCACUGUUGCAGUUGGUGCUGAAAUGACAUUUACAGCCGGGAUUCCGUUCAUAGGUGACACAGAGACCAAGGUGUCUCUGAACAGAAGCACAACGCACAACUGGAAAUUCAGCAGCACCAAUGAGAGAGAGGUUUCCUUCUCUGCAGCUACAGAGGUGGAGGUAGAAGGAGGCAAAGCUGUGCGCCUGGAGGCAACGAUCAGAAAGGCAGAAAUCAAUAUCCCCUACCGGGCUACAGUCCGAACCCUCUUUGGCUACGAAGCCACUGUCUCUGGAACCUGGAACGGGGUUUCCCACUUUGAUCUGGUGGUCAAGCAAGAAGAUGUGACUCCGUAGGUCUGGGGUAGCCUGGGGUAACCUGGGGCAGCCUGGGGCAGCCUGGGGUAACCUGGGGCAGCCUGGGGUAGCCUGGGGCAGCCUGCAGGGGCAGGUACUUUAUAUAAAUAGCUCAUACUGACUCAAUAUAUGAAAUCCGCUCUCCUAUAAUUACUGGCAGUAUGUAGCAAAUAAUAUACAUGGAUUUAACCCUGCAGUGAUCUGUUUCCUACGUGUCAGAGUUACAUCCAUAACAAUAUAAUAUACAGGUAUGGGAUCCCUUAUCUGGAAACCCGUUAUCCAGAAAGUUCCGAAUUAUGGAAAGGCCGUCUCCCAGACUCUAUUAUAAGCAAAUAAUUCUAAUUUUUAAAAAUGAUUUCCUUUAUUUCUGUAGUAAUAAAAUGGUAAUUAGACAUAUUUAAUCCUUA